Molecule: messenger RNA, 720 nt
Organism: Penicillium daleae
Lineage: Eukaryota; Fungi; Ascomycota; Eurotiomycetes; Eurotiales; Aspergillaceae
Product: class I glutamine amidotransferase-like protein
Exons: 5
Coding region: 1-720 (239 amino acids)
Molecular function (GO): glyoxalase III activity
Source: RefSeq, a predicted model, not a curated record
AUGGCUCCUACGCGCAAGGCUCUCAUUGCGGUCACCUCGGCCCAUGUCACUCUCUACCCAGAUGGAAAAGAGACGGGCCUUUUCAUUACUGAAGCCCUGCACCCUUUCCAGGUCUUUCGCAAGGCCGGCUUUGAGGUCGAUCUUGUCUCCGAGACAGGGACCUAUCAGCCGGAUUGGCUUUCAGAGCAGAAAGACUGGCUGAACGAUGCGGAUCGUGCCGUGUGGGAAGACCACUCGAGUGAAUUCCGUUCGAAAUUGGACACCAUGUUGAAGCCAAGCGAUAUCGAUCCAGACAACUAUGGACUUUUCUUUGCCUCGGGAGGACAUGCUUCUCUGAUCGAUUAUCCGGAAGCUAAAGGAUUGCAGACGAUCGCGUCUAAGAUCUUCACUGCUGGCGGUAUUGUAUCUGCCGUAUGCCAUGGUGGUGCUAUCUUUCCGGGAAUCAUUGACCCCGCCACUGGAAAAUCCAUCAUUGCGAACCGCCGAGUGACUGGAUUUACUAACCGUGGCGAGGAGGAGCACGGGAUUCUAGAUGUUAUCAAGGGAUGGAACAAACGGACCAUUGAGGCUUCUGCAGCUUCUUGUGGAGCAACCUAUAUUUCUCCUCCUGGCCCAUGGGACGCCUUCUCGAUUUCAGAUGGGCAAAUUGUGACUGGUGCUAAUCCGGCCAGUGCUCAUGUGACAGCAGAGAGUGCAGUCAAAGCUUUCGAUGCCCUCUAA